AUGCCGGACCCUGCGAGCAAUCCGCACCUUGACUAUGAUGAUCAACAGCUUCAGCAGACCCACCCUAGGGCUGAGGACAUCGACGAAUCCCACAUGCAUAUCGUCCUUCGUUCAUCAGAUACACGGCCCGUGCAUUCCUUCGACUCAAGGUAUCCUGAAGUGUUUAACGCGAUCCAUGACUCCACCCGGGAUGUUGAGGUCAGUGGAGGUCUUAGUGGUAGCCAUGAUGAAGGACAAGACUACAGAGCACCUUUGGAUCCCAACACAUACUCAUCAAGCAAGUCGAUCACCCAAAGCAGUCCGAAUUCCGGUUCGCCAUGGCCCUACGGCUCUUACGGAAUGUAUGGAGAAGGUUGUCUAGAUACUGAUCUAGCCUGGAUCCUCGACAUUGAUUUAGUGGACUAUCCCGGUCUUCAGAAAGACCAUGGCUUCAAUCUCGACAACAUCGGAUCUCAAGCUUAUCCGGAUCGGCAUUAUGAGCGGCCCAUGCCCGGUAACAUUUCAACCAUGGGCGAAACAGCCUCCAGGCAUCAAGGUGGUCAGACAUGCGAUUACCCGGCUGAUGACAACCAAAAUGAUUGGCCCGACGAAGAUCCCGUUCCAGGUGCACCAGCGCCGCCUGAGAUACCACCAACCGACAUUCCCGGUCAGGAAUCGUGGGUAGAGCCUGACGAAGUCAGACUUUUCCGUAAUCGGUACAAAAGCGGCCACUGGCAAUUUCUGGGAGUAACACCUGACGUGAGAGCGCGUUUGUUGGCCACCUUAGCUGAUAGUGCUUCGAUCGAGCAUGGACUCUUGCCGCCAGAUGAAUCGAAGUUUCCUGUUCCAGAGGUGCUUGAGUAUUUUCUUUUACUCUUCUUCGAAUUCGUGCAUCCUAGGUUCCCUGUUCUUCACAAACCGACAUUUAGUAUGGCCGCUGCGCCACCAUAUCUGGUGUUGGCGAUGAUCCUUCUGGGCUCCAGUCACUCUAGGACAAACCGAGGGAAAUUCGUUGCUGUGUACCUACACUCAGCUACCACGAUGUUUAUGAGGCUACAUGCCUUGAAGCCAUCAUUCCUUCGCUCGGUGGAAAAUAUUCUGACGUUACUGUUUCUCUGCGUCUCCGGCGCUUGGUCUGGACAUAAAAGAGCUACACGGUCUACGCGAGCGAAGCUUCUUGACACUUGGAAGGCCUGGAUUGAGCUGGAGCAACGUAAGCGCCUGGGACUUGCCAUAUAUAUGUUUGACCUUCAGUUUCCAGCAUUGUUUCACAAUCAACCAUACAUUUCCAAAGGGGAAACUGUAAAUCUGGUGUUGCCUUGCGAAGCUGCAUUCUGGGAAGCCAAGUCUCCUGAAGCGUGGAAAGUCCUCCUUGGUCCCGCCGAAAUACCCUCUGCAAUGUAUUUCAUGGUUCCGUUGGAUACUUGUCUUCUUUAUCCGGAAAUCAAACAUGACCCUCCUUACGCGCCUAUCGACUCCUACAGUAAAAUUAUCCUCAUGUACGCUUUGUUCGGCCACAUUUUCGAAUGGCGACAGAAUAUGAAUAUUGUUCUUCAUUCCGCCUUCAUCAGAGGCCCAGAGAGCAUUGGGCCGGCUGAAGGUCUCGCCGACCGUCAACGAUGGCUUCGCAAUGGUCUCAAGGCUUGGCUCGAUAACUACCACCACUCGAAUACGAGGGGGAACGCAUCCCAAGCUCCACCCGCGGGACUCCUUUUGCAUCAUCUCGCGAACAUAUACUUGGACAUAAACAUCUCCGAUCUCCAUUUGUAUGCCGGACGUUCGGGGUUAACUGAGGACAUCCAGCUAGCUGAGGAUGCGUUGAGAAGAUGGUGUCAGAGCUCGGGUUCAAGACGUACGAUCGAACGCGUCCAUGAAAUGCUUGAUCUGGCUCGCCGAACCAUUGAGGAUGAAAUAGCACCUACAUGCAGCUUUGAGAUCUCGGUUGCAUUGUUGACCGGUGGAUUAAUAUGUUGGAUGUACGAUCGAUUGGGCGGGGAUGCCCCAUCUGGUGAUUGGGUAUGUCAUUGA
Aspergillus thermomutatus is the source of this 2007-nucleotide messenger RNA. RefSeq lists its product as uncharacterized. Gene Ontology annotation, molecular function: DNA-binding transcription factor activity, RNA polymerase II-specific; RNA polymerase II cis-regulatory region sequence-specific DNA binding; zinc ion binding. The transcript is spliced from 4 exons. Gene Ontology annotation, cellular component: chromatin. Gene Ontology annotation, biological process: DNA-templated transcription; regulation of transcription by RNA polymerase II. The record is from RefSeq and is a predicted model, not a curated record. Lineage: Eukaryota; Fungi; Ascomycota; Eurotiomycetes; Eurotiales; Aspergillaceae. Bases 1 to 2007 code for a protein of 668 amino acids.